Molecule: messenger RNA, 606 nt
Organism: Capronia coronata CBS 617.96
Lineage: Eukaryota; Fungi; Ascomycota; Eurotiomycetes; Chaetothyriales; Herpotrichiellaceae
Exons: 1
Coding region: 1-606 (201 amino acids)
Source: RefSeq, a predicted model, not a curated record
AUGGUGAGAAAGAACGAAACUAGUGCAGUCCUGACUCAGACCAAACUGGCUUGGGAAAAGCUAUCGACACAUCAGACAGGAACAGCCCCGUCGACGUCAACAGUCACUGCGGCUCUUGAUGUGGUCUGCGAGCUCAAAGGCAUCGGACCGGCAACCGGCACUCUGAUUCUGAAUGUGUACGACUCGGACCACGUGCCCUUCUUUCAGGAUGAGAUGUUUAUGUGGUUCUUCCCGCACACAAAAGGCGACAAGCUCAAGUAUACUCAGAAAGAGUACCUGCAAUUAUUUGAUUCAGCUCGACCGGUGCUGGAAAAGCUAGGUAUUAAAGCUAUUGAGUUGGAAAAAAUCUCUUACGUCCUCGGACACUUGGAGUUGCUGGAGCCAAAUGAAAGAAGCAAGCUGGAGCAUGACCUCAGGUUGAGUGAAACGGAGACCAAGGACGAAGAAGUCAAACAAGAAGUGACUUUGGAGGACAAGAAAGUCAAGACCCACCAACCACAAAAGCAAACAAACACGACCCAGGUAGCAAAACGAACAUCAUCGACACUCGAGAUUGAUAAGAAAGAGCAGCAACCACCGAAGCGCCGGUCACAACGGAUCAAAUGA